Ascoidea rubescens DSM 1968 is the source of this 2034-nucleotide messenger RNA. RefSeq lists its product as uncharacterized. The transcript has a single exon. Lineage: Eukaryota; Fungi; Ascomycota; Saccharomycetes; Ascoideales; Ascoideaceae. The record is from RefSeq and is a predicted model, not a curated record. The coding region runs from base 1 to 2034 and encodes 677 amino acids.
AUGCCCAUAUCCUCCACAUCCAUUUCCCUCUAUUUUUUAUUCUUUACUAAUUUCUUCCAUUUAUCAAUUGCAUCUUACGCUUACCUUGGCUGCUACUCAACUUCUUCUGUAUCUUUUACUUUCAAAAACCAGUACACCUUUCAAAGUUCUGGUUAUUGCGAAUCCUCCUGCGAUGACUCAAAUUUCUUUGGUUUAAUUGAUGGUAAUAGGUGCUACUGCUCAGACAACGACCCAUCUUCCUCAAAGGUUUCUGAUUCCUUCUGUACUACUUCCUGCGAUGGUUAUCCUGAUGACACCUGUGGUGGCUCAUCAAAUUAUUUCUCGGUCUAUCUAAACGAUAAUUACGAUUACUCUGAUGAUAACAACGAUGAAGACACUACAACCUCAACCUCAACCUCAACCUCUUCUUCCACUUCAACAACCUCCAUCAUAAGACCUGCUGCAAUCCCAACAACCUCCUCUUCGGUCUCUACAACCUCAACUUCAACCAGAACAACCAGAACAACUGCCACUCAAGAUUCCCCUACAACCGAUUUAUCAAAUACAUCCUCUGAUCUCAACCAAGAUACCGCCUCUGAUUCUGAUUCUGAUUCUGAUACUGACGACGACCUCUCCGAAUCAAUCUUGACAACCACUUCCUUGAACAUCAACAUUCAAAAUGGUGUCACUAUAACUUCUGCUGUCAUCAUUGUAACAACAAGACCCAUCGAAAACGUCGUCAUCACCCUAACCUACUCAGACACUGCUCUAGCCACUGAAACCAGAACUGUCCCAACCUCUUCAAAUCCAACAACCUCAAACCUAUCCACUGGCGCACUUGCUGGCGUAAUCACUGGUGUAAUCUCAGGUAUCCUCAUUAUCCUCGCCAUCCUCUUCCUCAUCUGGAGACAACGAAAGAAAGCAAAAGACUUGGAGAAAAACUCAAAUGCUGCCAUUGCUGCUGCUGUCGUUGCAAAUGCCAACACAAACAACAAAAACACUUUCCCAAACUCCUUCACUCCUCCCAAUGGCAUUGAUAAAUUCGGUGGAAUAGGCGAUAAUGACUUUGACGACAAUAUAAACGCCCCAGUAAUCGGCUCAACUGGCUUGAACAACGACAAUCUAAAAUCCUCAAAUACAAACACUCCUCAUCUUAUAAAUACAAACCAAAGUGCCAACACUAGCAUUGCUGCUGGUGUUGGUGCUGGUGCCUCCUUCACUAGAAACAACACAACUGGUACUAAUAAAACUGCUAUAGGCUUGGGUCUCUCUCCACUAAAUAGAGAUCUAAAUUACGAACAUCCAAGAAAUAACUUGUCUUCUGGAACAAAUGCAACCAAUGUUACAAAUAACGAUUCCUUCGACUUUGAAAACCCAAACUUCAUACUAAACAAUAUAAAUGAUUUAGAUGAAAAGUCUAACAUCAACAACUUUGCUGACGAACCAACUUCUCCAAUCAUUCAAACUUACAACCCAAACAUCAUGUCCUUCAAUCCUGAUUUUAAUAACUACAGCAAUAACAAUAACUAUAAUGGUCUGACUAAUAAUCAAAAUAAUUUAAACAAUAUCAUUCCUCCAGCGCCUCACCCUCCAAUAUUAGGCCCGGCUCCUCCUUUACAUUCUAUAAAUGAUACCUAUCACAAUAAUAUAGAGCCUAAUAACCACAAUACAAGCAAUACAAGCAAUACAAACAAUAAUAACAUUCACAAUACCUCUCAUGAUUACUAUGAUGGUUCAGAUAUCGAUUCUUUAGUAGCUCCUGGCGGCCUAAGAAUCAUGAACCCAGAUAAUGCCAGUAUCUCAAGCUCAAGUAAAUCAAUAAAGAUAUCAAAAUCUUACUCGAAUACAAAUAUAAGUCAUAAAACUAUGGAUCACUCGACUAUUCCCAUAAUGAACAAUAAUGUCAGUAAUAAUAUAAAUAACAUUAUCGCUAACAACAAUAAUAAUAAUAAUUUUCACAUUUCAAAUCAUAAUAGAAAUAAUUCUUCUAUAGGAAAUACAACCUACGGUUAUGAUAGUGAUAAUGAAUUGUAUAGAGAUAGAACUAGAAAUUAA